Molecule: messenger RNA, 291 nt
Organism: Lactuca virosa
Lineage: Eukaryota; Viridiplantae; Streptophyta; Magnoliopsida; Asterales; Asteraceae
Source: the annotation of a GenBank genome assembly
AUGGCAUGUAUCACUCUGAAAUUGCCCAGCACUGUCGUCCAUUCCUCCGGCUACCUCCGUCGAGUUCUCCACUACCUCCGACCACCUCAGUGCCUCCCUUCUUCGCCACAUCUGGCAGAACUCGACUUCACAACAGGCAAGGAAUCGACAGCCAAUCUUUUGACGUGGGUUUUUGUUCUUCUCGGAUCAAAUCACGAAUGGCAGGAAAAAGCUCGUGAAGAAGUAUUUCGGGUCUGUGGCAACGAUGAGAUUCCUUCAGCUGAGCAUUUGUCCAGCUUCAAGAUGAUAUAA